AUGAUGUUUGCAUUAUAAUCGCAACUUCCAGUAGGCCUACAACUACACUACGCCAAAAUACUUCAUUAGUGCAUUUACCUGAUUACCGCGUCUAUCUGACGAUCAUGAUACUGUGAUGUUACUUUCUGAACGUAUUUUGUAUAAAUGGAUUUUCUCUCGUUGUUUUCUUUAUCGCUGUCAAAACAACUCGUCUAUCCUUGUUUCAAGAUCAUGAUGCGCAUAGUCAGAAAGUUUUACCAAAACAGGAAGCAUUUGUCAUUUUUGCUAUAUUUGUUAUCAAUGUAUUUUCCAGUGGAUGACCAGAAGAAUAUAUAAAGCCUCUCCCACAGGCCUAUGGAGUUUAGACUACAGUUAAACGACGUUUUAGCAACUUUUUCACUAUAGGCAGAAUGGAAAAUAAAGAUGUUGAAGUUGUACUGACAAACAGUGCUUCUCUAAGAAACGAGACAAUUAGAAGAGGAAACGCUAAACAACACAGAGACGAUGUCACAUUGACUCUUUUAAGCAACGGAAAAAUGUCCUGUAAUUACCCUAAGGAUGAAAAGUUACCGUUCACGAUAGAUCUUUCCAACUGUGAUUCGAUUUCAAUUUCUCCGUCGCGCAGCAACAACGCACUGUGUAUUGAGAUUGGUGUCAACGUAAAUCAUUUGAUCUUCCAAAAUAAAAGUCUAAUGGCAAAAUGGUAUGAUACCAUUGUUAACUUAUUGAACCGACUAGGUUUCGACUUUAACACGGAGACCGAUCCGAAAAAUCCUAAAAUCAGGAUAGCAUCACAGCGAAAAAUUAGACCUAAAACAUCUGUUAAAAGAAGGAAAGCAAUUAGUGCUGUGCCCGUUCUGCUUGACGGGUAUGCCGAUGGACAGUCUGUUGAAGCAACUUACAAUUAUAUUCCUCCCAAAGUUAACAUGACUGAAAUGAACAACGAUAUGGCGUACACAGAAACACAAGGCAAUAACAAUGUACAAUCCAGUGGAUCAUACUUAAACGAGCGUCAUUGUAACGUGCUCGGAUACGAAAGCUGUAUUUCACGCGAGACGAUAGGCCCACCAGCUCUUCCACACAGACCACAAGUAAGACAUAGCAAAGUUGAACCAGUCUCAAGUGUCGAUAGAAUGGGAAUUGAUGAUCCUGUUGAGCCAAUCGCAAGCGUCGACAGACUACCUGUUGCAAGUGUUGACAAAACAUCAACUGUCACAUCGACUGGCGCUGGGCCAGUCGAUGUGACAAGUGAAAAUGUGAAUUGUAACAAUAUAAAAGAAGAAUACCUCGAACCACAUAUACAAAAGAAAAAUAUUGAACAUGUUUUUUCAAGUAACCCAAAGGAGUAUAAUGGCAGUCCUAACACAUUUCGAAAGAGAACUAAUAAUCUAAAAUCAAGAAUGCCAGAUUGCUCAAUUAAUACAAAAGUCAAUAAAUUUGGAGAACGAGGAGACAGCAGCAGGAGUCAUACGAAACAUCUAGUGCAAGAAAUGAGUCAAGAGUCACUAAUGAUUUCAGUCAGUAAGAAUAAACUAGAAGGAAAUGUCGUUUUAUCGAUGAUGCCUAACACUAGAGUUCUGUUCAUCGCAGGACUGAAAAACUCAUCACUUAAUCAUACAUUAUACGAAGGUGAUAUGAUCACGAUGAUUAACAAACAGAGUAUUGACUCAAUCCAGGAUGCUUUGAGAACUAUUCGGAACACAGCUACAGAUACGGUGGACUUAGUAAUUGUUCGAAUUCCAUAUGGAAAAGUUGUGACCAUCGAACUACAAGAAAAUGAAUCUGACCUUGGUUUCAAACUAGAAGGAAGAAAGGUUGAUAGAGUAGAUGAAGAGGGUUUGGCAGCAAUGGCAGGCUUAAAGAAGAAGACAAUUAAGCCGGCAGAGUUAGGGCGUUUUACCGGUACUUGCGUGACUGCUAUAAAUUGCUUACCACUUGGCCAUCAUUGUACUAAAGAUCAGACAAUGGAAUUGCUGUCGAUGCACCGUGACUAUGUUUCCCUUGUUAUGCAACCUCUAGAUUUGGUCGCGUGUUUUCAGCACGAGAUGGAUGCUCUGGAAACCCAGAAUUAAAGCGUCGAAGUUAUUAGGACUAAUGAGCGUCGCAUUGUACGAUUGACUUUCGAUUACGCUAACAAUAUUACGUUCUAAGAACGUUAUAAUAACGUUGCAGUUUGGUGAUAAAUACGUUAUUUUGUAGAACCAUAUUUACGUACUUAUAACCUAAUUUCACAACCUCACAACGUUCUUAUUUAUUUAUUUAUUUAUUUUUUGUUCGCCACAUAUUUAUUCAAAAUUAAUGAAAGCAAAAUCCGACAAAAUCAAAAGGAAGCAAUUCAUAUAAUAAGCCAAUCCGUAGUUUGAACUGCGCAUGCCUGUAUCAAAGGUCAAUCCACAUAAAAGUUAAGUGUAUAUUUGUCAAUGUCGAUUGACGGUGAUACGGACAUGCACAGACCAAAACUAAUCUUGUAUUUCUCGAGUACAUUCCUUAACAUAGACUUAAUAGUAGUUUUAAAGCAUAAAAAUAGUGUUCGUCAACUAACUUUGUAUGACGAAUCGUGGAAAGUACUGUAUAUGUUUGGUGUGGCAUAUAGAACUGUGAAGAUAAGGGCAGGAAGAUGUAAAUAGAUGUAAAUAGAUGGUAAAUAGCUCUACAUUGUAUUACUUUACUUUUACUUUAUUCACUUGUUCACUUAAUUCCUACCGGUACUACAGUAGAGGGCCUACAAACAAGUGCCGGGAACUAAGGAGGCCAAGGCCUGUAAUUAGGCUCCUGGAGUAAUCUAAAUUAUUUAGAUUAAACUUAAAAUAAAAUAGUAGUAGUAAUAAUUAUAAUAAUAAUAAUAAUAAUAAUAAUAAUAAUAAUAAUAAUAAUAAUAAUAAUAAUUAUGAUAA
Messenger RNA from Anneissia japonica, 2873 nucleotides. RefSeq lists its product as uncharacterized. The record is from RefSeq and is a predicted model, not a curated record. The transcript has 8 exons. Bases 390 to 2051 code for a protein of 553 amino acids. Gene Ontology annotation, molecular function: protein binding. Lineage: Eukaryota; Metazoa; Echinodermata; Crinoidea; Comatulida; Comatulidae.